GUCUCCAAUUUGACUUCAGUGUUAACCGUUGAUUGUUUUGGUUUGCGCAAAGUAUUGUAUAGUAAAUAUUAUUAAAACUUUCAGAAUUUGCACAUGGAAAUUCAAAUAAUUUUGUACUUAAUAAUUUAUAAUGUAUAUUAAACAGGUUAUCAUACAAGGCUUCAAAAGUUACAGGGAGCAAACUGUUGUUGAGCCUUUCGACCCUCGGCAUAAUGUUGUUGUGGGGCGAAAUGGUUCUGGAAAAAGUAACUUCUUUUAUGCCAUCCAGUUCGUUCUCAGCGACGAGUUCUCCCACCUCAGGCCAGAGCAGAGACAAGCAUUGCUGCACGAAGGGACAGGGCCUCGCGUCCUCAAUGCCUACGUCGAAAUCAUCUUCGACAACACAGACGGGAGACUUCCGAUCGACAAGGAGGAAGUGUACUUGCGACGAGUCAUCGGAGCCAAGAAGGAUCAGUACUUCCUCAACAAGAAGGUGGUUCCUCGUUCAGAUGUGAUGAACCUCCUUGAGUCAGCUGGCUUCUCGAGGUCCAAUCCGUAUUACAUCGUCAAGCAGGGAAAAAUCAACCAGAUGGCCACAGCCCCAGACUCGUACAGGCUGAAGCUGCUGAGGGAAGUGGCAGGCACGAGGGUGUACGACGAGAGGCGAGAAGAGUCCAAGGCGAUACUGAAAGAGACGGAGGGCAAGGUGGACAAGAUAGAGGAGUUCCUGCGCACCAUCGAGGAGCGUCUGAAGACUCUGGAGGAGGAGAAAGAGGAGCUGAAGGAGUACCAGAAGUGGGACAAGAUGAGGCGCUCUCUGGAGUACACCAUCCACGACCGAGAACUGAAGGAGACCAGGAAGAAGCUGGAUGAUAUGGAGGCGGCGCGCAAGAACUCCGGGGAGGAGCAGAAGAAGUUCAGCACGGAGCUGAAGAUGGCGCAGGAGAGCAUCCGCGCGGCGGCGCGGCGGCUCAAGGAGGCCAAGAAGAACGUGCAGACGCACAGGGAGGAGCGCGACACGCUGGGCGCGGAGCAGCAGCAGCUGCUCAAGGAGAAGACCAAGCUGGAGCUGACCAUCAAGGACCUGUCGGACGAGGUCAUGGGCGACAACACCUCCAAGGAACGAGCAGAGAACGAACUGAAGAAGCUGAAGGUCACUAUCGCCCAGAAGGAGUCGGACCUGGAGCAGUUGAAGCCCAAGUAUGAUGACAUGAAGAAGAAGGAGGAAGACUGCACGAGAGAACUGGCCCUGAAGGAGCAGAAGAGGAAAGAGCUGUACGCCAAGCAGGGACGAGGGAGCCAGUUCACGUCAAGGGAUGAACGGGAUCAGUGGAUACAGAAAGAACUCAAGUCCCUUAAUAAGCAGAUCAAGGACAAGAAAGAACACCAUGAUAAGCUUGCUGAAGACAUGAAGAGAGACGGUGAAAAACAAGUGCUCUUAGAGAAGAAGAUUGAGGAGCAGACCCUGGAGAUGGAGCGGCAGCGGUGCUGCAUCGACGAGCUCAACAAGAACUACUACGAGCUGAAGAAGAGCAAAGACCAGUACCAGAGCACCAGGAAUGAGCUGUGGCGCAAGGAGACGGCGCUCCAGCAGACCCUCUCGUCGCUGAAGGAGGACCUCGCCAAGGCAGACCAGUCUCUGCGCUCGAUGGCCGGCAAGCCUAUAUUAAAUGGUCGGGACAGCGUUCGAAAGGUCCUGGAAACCUUUAGAGAACGGGGAGGUGCCUUUGCUGACAUUGCCAACUCCUACUACGGACCUGUCAUAGAAAACUUUGACUGUGAGAAGAGCAUCUACACAGCUGUGGAAGUAACCGCUGGAAAUAGGCUGUUUCAUCACAUUGUCGACUCCGACAAAGUGGGGACGCAGAUCCUGAAAGAAAUGAACAGACAGAAGCUCCCCGGCGAAGUGACGUUCAUGCCUCUCAACAGGUUGCACGUCAAGGAACAGAACUACCCUCAGAGCAAUGAUGCUAUUCCCAUGGUGACAAAGUUGAAUUAUGAACCAAAGUACGAUAAAGCAUUGAAGUACAUUUUUGGAAAAACAUUGAUAUGCAGGAAUUUGGAAGUGGCUACAAAUUUAGCAAAAACCAGUGGAUUGGACUGUGUAACUCUAGAAGGUGACCAGGUUUCGUCCAAAGGUUCGCUAACAGGUGGCUAUUUCAAUACGUCACGUUCUCGCCUAGAGAUCCAGAAAACACGGAGUGAACUUACGGUCCAAAUCAGAGAAUCCGAAGAAGAACUUGCCAAGCUUAAAGAGAAACUACGAGAGACUGAAGGGAAAAUCAACCAUAUUGUUUCAGAGAUGCAGAAGACAGAAACCAAAAACAGCAAAGCCAAAGAUAUAUUCGACAAAGUGAAGGCAGAUAUUCGUCUGAUGAAGGAAGAGUUGGCGGGCAUUGAGCGUUACAGAGGCUCAAAAGAGAGAUCUCUUGAACAAUAUGGUUCGAGCAUUGAAGCCAUGAAGACAACCAAAGAUGGCUUGGAAUCAGAACUUCAUCAGGAGCUGAUGGCGCAGCUGUCGGUGUCGGACCAGCUGGAGGUGGACAAGCUGAACGACGACAUCCGCAGGCUGACCCAGGAGAACAAGGAGGCGUUCAGCAUGCGCAUGAGGCUGGAGGCGGAGAAGAACAAGCUCGAGAACCUGCUCACCAACAACCUCAUGAGGCGGAAGGACGAGCUGGUGCAGGCACUGCAAGAAAUAUCGGUUGAAGAUCGUAAACGACAGUUGGAGAACAGUAAGUCAGAGCUCGCAGCUAUUGAGAAACGCAUUGAAGACGUCAACAAAGAAUUCAAAAGCAUGGAGAAGAAAGUACAAGAAGCUACAAAAAUGCAAAAGAGCGAGCAGGCGGCCCAGGACAAGUGGAAGAUCAAGGAGAAGGAGGUGCAGGAGAAGAUAGACGAUGACGCCAAGGACCUGGAGAAGAUGGUGUCCAAGCAGAACACGCUGCAGCAGAAGAUAGCGGACUGCACCAAGAAGAUACAGGACCUCGGCUCGUUGCCCUCGCCCGACAUUGUGGCCAAGUACCAGAACAUGAGCACCAAGAGUUUGUUCAAAGAAAUGGAGAAAGCCAACAGCCACCUGAAGAAGUACAGCCACGUGAACAAGAAGGCCUUGGAUCAGUUCAUGAGUUUCUCCGACCAGAAAGAGAAGCUGGUGAAGCGGAAAGAGGAACUGGAUCGAGGGGAUGAGAAAAUAAAAGAACUGAUGAUGGUCCUGGAGCAGAGGAAGUAUGAAGCCAUAGAAUUUACGUUCAAGCAAGUUUCGAAAUACUUCAGCGAAGUGUUCCACAAGCUGGUUCCGUCGGGUCACGCGCAGCUCGUCAUGAGGCGGAACGAUGAGGAGGGCGGGGCAUCUCAUGACGAAGCAGAUGCAGACAAGUUCACGGGUGUUGGCAUCCGAGUGUCGUUCACGGGUCGCAACGCAGAAAUGAGGGAGAUGAACCAGCUGUCAGGGGGUCAGAAAUCCCUCGUGGCUCUCGGACUUAUCUUCGCCAUCCAGAAGUGUGAUCCAGCACCAUUCUACCUCUUCGAUGAGAUUGAUCAGGCUCUGGAUUCACAGCACAGGAUGGCUGUGGCAGACAUGAUCCACGAGCUGUCCAAAGACGCCCAGUUCAUCACGACCACCUUCCGACCAGAACUACUGGUUCACGCCAACAAGUUCUACGGCGUCAAGUUUCGAAACAAGGUGAGUCACGUGGAGUGCGUGACAAGGGAAGAGGCUGCGGACUUCGUGGAAGAUGAUACGACGCACGGUUAACGAGACUGGUGUGACAUUCUGUGGGGGUAAAUGCUUUGAUACGGUUCCAAAGGACAAACAUUACUCAGUGGAUUGGGACUUGGUGGCAACAAAUGGUUCAGUCAGCAUCUACGACUUGGAUGUGUUGGUUGGUUCGUUCGGACAUGCCCGAUGGCUUUGUGAGGCAAGGCAAGUUAAAAAGUACAACUCUCCAAUUUUAACUUCUGUUUCAUAGUGUUGUUAUAUUUCUAGUUAUAAGAAAUAGAGUGUAAUCUAGAGAAAUGUUUAUUUUCAUCAAUAAUGCCUGAAUUGUUUUCUCAUAUGGUCAAUGUUAAAUUAGUUAAACUUUUAUUCAUUUAACAUACACUUCUGUUUUGGAUAUUUUUUUUUUUUUAAUACUUUAACUCAAAAUGUUUAACUAGUCAAUGAAAUUUUACUAAAACAUGUUAAUAGAUUUUAUCAGAAAAUGGGGGGGGUUUAAAUAAACGUGAUUUAUCUAAAAACAUAAAUGGAAAAUAAACGUAUUGUUUUGGUUGUAGCAUAGCAUGAACAUGUGUAAUUUUUUAAAAUAAACUUCAGGCUAUUUUAUAACGUUACAACAUUGUUUCAGAUUAACUUAAACUGUGUGUUACAGACAUGUGCUUAUUUAAUAAAAAAAACUUUGUAAAUCUUA
Messenger RNA from Bacillus rossius redtenbacheri, 4388 nucleotides. It is a transcript of the gene SMC3, whose product is annotated as structural maintenance of chromosomes protein 3. The record is from RefSeq and is a predicted model, not a curated record. The transcript is spliced from 26 exons. NCBI's taxonomy places the organism in Eukaryota, Metazoa, Arthropoda, Insecta, Phasmatodea, Bacillidae. Gene Ontology annotation, cellular component: chromosome; mitotic cohesin complex. Gene Ontology annotation, biological process: mitotic sister chromatid cohesion. Gene Ontology annotation, molecular function: double-stranded DNA binding; ATP binding; cohesin loader activity. Bases 131 to 3736 code for a protein of 1201 amino acids.